AUGGUUGCGACCCGUAUGACCCGCAAGACAGCCGUGCCCGACGCAGAGAAGCUGAAGCAGCAAAUCUCCGUCACGACUAUUGCGAAUAGUCGCACACGCCUGAUGGGCAUCUUGAGUGGCCGACCUGAGCUUGCAGCCAAGGUCUUGGAGCUGCUUCAGACCGGAAUGUUUGAACGUGUCCGACAGUCGCACAUGUCCGAGGAUCUCGUUGGCCCGCAGCCGAUGGGUCUAGAAUUCAGCAUGUCAUGCAACAAGUACAAGUUGGUGGACCAGAAGAUUGUGAAGGAGAUGUUGUCCGAUUUGUACCCGGCCUUCAGCGGCUUGCGAAGCAUGAAGUGCACAAAGUCCGAGUUGAUGGACAUUUUUGCCUUGCUGACCAACAUCACGCCCUCAUCUGCCUUGCCCGAAAGGCAGCAGCGUACCAUAGUGGCCGAAUUGGAAGCCAAGAAGCCUGCCUGGGGUGCCCGAUUGACCUGUCCAGCUCAGUGGACACCCACAAAAUUCUGGGAAUGCAAUGCCUGGUUCAGGCUGGCCGAUGGCGAGGAUGGCUCCAAGAAGGUGCAGCACGUGGAUGGAGAGAUGGCCGAUGUGCCCGAAGAGGUGCAGCAGCUAGUGGGCACACUGAGUGUCCGAAACUGCAACGACUUCUACAAGGCAGCGAUCGGGACUGGCCGAGUAUGGAUCAACUGCUACGCACUGUUCCCUGGCCGAGAUCCCUUCUUUCGGAAAGAAAUUCCGAGAUCAGCUGACCGAGAUUCCCGAGGUACAUCAUCCUCCCCAUCAAUGGCCAGCACCAGGACAUCGAUCGGCAGCUCCGGCAGCGCCAGCGUGUCCGAUGUGCCCGAUGCACCAACCCCCCUGCCAACCCCUCUGCCGGCCAUGCCCGCUGGUUGGGGAGGGGCUUUGGCCGAGCUGGAGGCAGAGCUGGAGGCAGAGCUCGAGAACGCGAUGAUGUCAGAGGAGGGCUGA
Molecule: messenger RNA, 969 nt
Organism: Symbiodinium natans
Lineage: Eukaryota; Dinophyceae; Suessiales; Symbiodiniaceae
Source: the annotation of a GenBank genome assembly